GCGGGUCAGUCAGAAAAUAAGCUGGCUGUGAGUGGGGGGGAUAGAUAUAGUUCAUGAAGGAAUAAUUGAGACUUCAAUCUUAACCAAACAAGGAAACUAUAAAUAAAGACUCUGAGAGAGAGGAUAGUCAUGAGCAUUCAGAAGCCAAAGAUUCUCCAGUAAACAACAAAAGACGGUCUCCCCCCUCAGACAGGCCUCCUCUUGGCCCUCAUCUGACUCACCACCACAGCAUCUCGACAGAUGAACAAGACAGUCCAGAGAGAAUUAUUCAGAAGGAAAAGCUUCAUGCUGAAUUGAAACGAGUUUUGAGUGAGAAAAGAAGCCAUCUGAGAGAAACCCACUCUACCCUCACUGACAUGGAUGAAAACUCCAAGAAAGACAGCAAGAAUGAGGUGGAGAAGGAUAGGCAUUUGUCAGAGUUUGUGGACGUGGUUGUUGAAACACAACCUGAGGUUGGAGCAAGUGGAUACAGUGUGGUUGGUGGAGGGGAGCAAGGCAUCUUCAUCAAAGAGGUCCUGAAAGACUCUCCAGCAGCCAAGCACCUCAGCCUACAAAAAGGUGAUCAACUGCUAAGUGCCAAGGUUUAUUUUGAUAAUGUGAAAUAUGAGGACGCCUUAAAAAUUCUCCAGUGUGCAGAACCCUACAAAGUGUCAUUUCUUCUAAAGAGAACUGUGCCAGGAGGUGACAUCAGCAUACACCCAGUCGCACAAAAUUUGGAGCUCAGAGGUCCAAAGGUCAAGAUGCAAAGAAUGAAUGUCAAAAGUGUGAAACCUUUCAAAACCAAGAGAAAGAGAGGAGGACGAUUUGGAUUAAAAAGACUGAAAGAGAACAAAAACGCAAAAGCAGAGUUGGACAUUGAAGGUUCACCUGGCAGAUCAGACCUUGGUCCUGUUGAUGUUGAGUUUGCUUUCCCAAAGAUCAAGAUGAGAAAAGGUGUGAAAGGAACUGCAGAUGGUUCAGGGCAGCUGGAGGGUUUGACCGCUAGUACUAGGAACAAGAAGAAUAUCAGAUUUCCAAAGAUGAAAGUAAAGGAUGCUUCUGUAGGUGAAGGGAAAGUCAAUAUAGAUGUUUCAGCAUAUGAGGGUUGUGCAGAGAGCUAUGGAGCAAAGCUGAAAGACAAGGGAAAAGGUCCAAAAUUAGGAAUGAAUUUACCCAAAAUUAAAAAGUCAAAAUUAGAUGUUCAGUCUUCAAAUGGCAACUUUGAGGUAAAAGAACCAAAGGCCCAAAUAAAGCUUCCAUCAACAGAGUCGGAUCUUAGUGUUUGUCAGGGCAAAGUUGAAGCCAAGAUCCCUAAUCUUGAAAUCAGUUUUAAGGGAAAGUUACAGGGUCCUGAGACGAAAAUACCUGAAAAGUUAGAUGUAUCUGAUGCAAAGGUGGCAGUGUCAAAAAUCAAACUGCCAAAGGUAAGGCUGUCUUGUCAUUCCGAUGAAAUUGAUGGAGAUGCAAGUAUCAAAAUGGAUACAACUGAACAUAAAUCAAAAAUGCCUGUACUUGACAUCAAAGCAGCGGAUCUGGAUUUGGACCUGCAUCCCCUAAAAAUGAAGGGUUCAACUGAAUUAAAAGAUUUUACAAUUCCUGAUCCAACUGUGAAAGUAACAAAAAUAAGCACAGCCAAAGUUGAAACAUCAGUAACAAAGCUAAACUUUGGAGAUGAUGUGGAUGGAUACAUGGUCAAAGACCCUAAAAUUGCUUUCCCCAAACUUGAUAUUGAAGUCCCCAAGACAGAAACAUCAGAUGUAAACAUUAGUCUUCCUAAAUUAGAUGUUUCAUUACCAAAGGUGACUUCAAAAAACAUUGAUACUGAGGGACAUGCAAGUACAGGAGUAAAAUUGGAAAUGCCAAAACUGGACAUCUCCUUUCCAAAAACAACAUCCCCUGAGGGUAAAAUUGUAGUUGAUGUAUCUAAAAAAGAUGGACUAAAAGGUAAAGCAGAAGGAAAGGGAGAAGUGAAAAUUCCUUCUGGCAAAGGAGCAGAGUUUCAAAUGCCUCAAAUUUCCCUUCCUGAAAUGAAAUUUCCAGAGGGUGAAAUUGUUAUAAAGGGACCUAAGGUCAAAGGUGGAAUAGAGAUUGACAAAGCACUCGAAACUACUGUUGAAAUAUCAUUACCAAAAGAAAAAGGCACAAGCGAGGUUGAUGUCAACAAACAUUUAGAAAAAACAGGAGAAUUUGAUAUCCCAAAACUGGAUAUGCAUGUGCCAAAUAUUGAAUCAACCAAAAGAGAAAUCCAUAUAGAAGCCAAAACAAGAAGGAAGUUUCAAAUACCCCAAGUAGACCUUUCACUUCCAAGGAUUAAAGCAAAAAAGGUGGAAAUCAAUGUUGAAGGACCUGAUAUCAAAAGUGGAAAGAUUUGCAUGCCCUCUAGAGAUAUAUCUCUACCAGGAGGAGGAGCGGGAGCAGAUGUAGAUGUUAAAGGAAAAGGCGGAAAAUUUGAAAUGACUAAAUUAGACGUUUCUUUGCCAGAAAUAAAAUCUCCAGAUGCUGAAAUCAACGUUGAAGGUCCUGAUAUCAAAGGUGGAAAGUUUCACAUGCCCUCUUUAGAUAUCUCACUACCAAAAGGAGGAGCAGAUGUAGAUGUUAAAGGAGAAAAAUUUGAAAUGCCUAAGAUAGAUGUUUCCUUGCCAAAUAUAAAAUCUCCAAGUGGUGAAAUCAAUGUUGAAGGUCCUGAUAUCAAAGGUGGAAAGUUUCACAUGCCUUCAUUAGAUAUCUCACUACCAAAAGGAGGAGCAGGAGCAGAUGUAGAUGUUAAAGGAAAAGGCGGAAAAUUUGAAAUGCCUAAAUUAGACGUUUCUUUGCCAGAAAUAAAAUCUCCAGAUGCUGAAAUCAACGUUAAAGGUCCUGAUAUCAAAAGUGGAAAGUUUCACAUGCCUUCAUUAGAUAUCUCACUACCAAAAGGAGGAGCAGGAGCAGAUGUAGAUGUUAAAGGAAAAGGAGGAAAAUUUGAAAUGCCUAAGAUAGAUGUUUCCUUGCCAAAUAUAAAAUCUCCAAGUGGUGAAAUCAAUGUUGAAGGUCCUGAUAUCAAAGGUGGAAAGUUUCACAUGCCUUCAUUAGAUAUCUCACUACCAAAAGGAGGAGCAGGAGCAGAUGUAGAUGUUAAAGGAAAAGGAGGGAAAUUUGAAAUGCCUAAGAUAGACGUUUCCGUGCCAAAACUAAAAUCUCCGGAUGCUGAAAUCAACGUUGAAGGUCCUGAUAUUAAAGGUGGAAAGUUUCACAUGCCUUCAGUAGAUAUCUCACUACCAAAAGGAGGAGCAGGAGCAGAUGUAGAUGUUAAAGGAGGAAAAUUUGAAAUGCCUAAGAUAGACGUUUCCUUGCCAAAACUAAAAUCUCCGGAUGCUGAAAUCAACGUUGAGGGUCCUGAUAUCAAAGGUGGAAAGUUUCACAUGCCUUCAUUAGAUAUCUCACUACCAAAAGGAGGAGCAGGAGCAGAUGUAGAUGUUAAAGGAAAAGGAGGUAAAUUUGAAAUGCCUAAGAUAGAUGUUUCCUUGCCAAAACUAAAAUCUCCAGAUGCUGAAAUCAACGUUGAAGGUCCUGAUAUCAAAGGUGGAAAGUUUCACAUGCCUUCAUUAGAUAUCUCACUACCAAAAGGAGGAGCAGGAGCAGAUGUAGAUGUUAAAGGAAAAGGAGGAAAAUUUGAAAUGCCUAGGAUAGAUGUUUCCUUGCCAAAACUAAAAUCUCCGGAUGCUGAAAUCAACGUUGAAGGUCCUGAUAUCAAAGGUGGAAAGUUUCACAUGCCUUCAUUAGAUAUCUCACUACCAAAAGGAGGAGCAGGAGCAUAUGUAGAUGUUAAAGGAAAAGGAGGUAAAUUUGAAAUGCCUAAGAUAGAUGUUUCCUUGCCAAAACUAAAAUCUCCAGAUGCUGAAAUCAACGUUGAAGGUCCUGAUAUCAAAGGUGGAAAGUUUCACAUGCCUUCAUUAGAUAUCUCACUACCAAAAGGAGGAGCAGGAGCAGAUGUAGAUGUUAAAGGAAAAGGAGGAAAAUUUGAAAUGCCUAGGAUAGAUGUUUCCUUGCCAAAACUAAAAUCUCCGGAUGCUGAAAUCAACGUUGAAGGUCCUGAUAUCAAAGGUGGAAAGUUUCACAUGCCCUCUUUAGAUAUCUCACUACCAAAAGGAGGAGCAGGAGCAGAUGUAGAUGUUAAAGGAAAAGGAGGAAAAUUUGAAAUGCCUAGGAUAGAUGUUUCCUUGCCAAAACUAAAAUCUCCGGAUGCUGAAAUCAACGUUGAAGGUCCUGAUAUCAAAGGUGGAAAGUUUCACAUGCCUUCAUUAGAUAUCUCACUACCAAAAGGAGGAGCAGGAGCAGAUGUAGAUGUUAAAGGAAAAGGAGGAAAAUUUGAAAUGCCUAGGAUAGAUGUUUCCUUGCCAAAACUAAAAUCUCCGGAUGCUGAAAUCAACGUUGAAGGUCCUGAUAUCAAAGGUGGAAAGUUUCACAUGCCCUCUUUAGAUAUCUCACUACCAAAAGGAGGAGCAGGAGCAGAUGUAGAUGUUAAAGGAAAAGGAGGAAAAUUUGAAAUGCCUAGGAUAGAUGUUUCCUUGCCAAAACUAAAAUCUCCGGAUGCUGAAAUCAACGUUGAAGGUCCUGAUAUCAAAGGUGGAAAGUUUCACAUGCCUUCAUUAGAUAUCUCACUACCAAAAGGAGGAGCAGGAGCAGAUGUAGAUGUUAAAGGAAAAGGAGGAAAAUUUGAAAUGCCUAGGAUAGAUGUUUCCUUGCCAAAACUAAAAUCUCCGGAUGCUGAAAUCAACGUUGAAGGUCCUGAUAUCAAAGGUGGAAAGUUUCACAUGCCCUCUUUAGAUAUCUCACUACCAAAAGGAGGAGCAGGAGCAGAUGUAGAUGUUAAAGGAAAAGGAGGAAAAUUUGAAAUGCCUAAGAUAGAUGUUUCCUUGCCAAAACUGAAAUCUCCAAGUGGUGAAAUCAAUGUUGAAGGUCCUGAUAUCAAAGGUGGAAAGUUUCACAUGCCUUCAUUAGAUAUCUCACUACCAAAAGGAGGAGCAGGAGCAGAUGUAGAUGUUAAAGGAGGGAAAUUUGAAAUGCCUAAGACAGAUGUUUCCUUGCCAAAACUGAAAUCUCCAAGUGGUGAAAUCAAUGUUGAAGGUCCUGAUAUCAAAGGUGGAAAGUUUCACAUGCCUUCAUUAGAUAUCUCACUACCAAAAGGAGGAGCAGGAGCAGAUGUAGAUGUUAAAGGAGGGAAAUUUGAAAUGCCUAAGAUAGAUGUUUCCUUGCCAAAACUGAAAUCUCCAAGUGGUGAAAUCAACGUUGAAGGUCCUGAUAUCAAAGGUGGAAAGUUUCACAUGCCCUCUUUAGAUAUCUCACUACCAAAAGAAGGAGCAGGAGCAGAUGUAGAUGUUAAAGGAAAAGGAGGAAAAUUUGAAAUGCCUAAGAUAGAUGUUUCUUUGCCAAAACUGAAAUCUCCAAGUGGUGAAAUCAACGUUGAAGGUCCUGAUAUCAAAGGUGGAAAGUUUCACAUGCCUUCAUUAGAUAUCUCACAACCAAAAGGAGGAGCAGGAGCAGAUGUAGAUGUUAAAGGAAAAGGAGGAAAAUUUGAAAUGCCUAAGAUAGAUGUUUCUUUGCCAAAACUGAAAUCUCCAAGUGGUGAAAUCAAUGUUGAAGGUCCUGAUAUCAAAGGUGGAAAGUUUCACAUGCCUUCAUUAGAUAUCUCACUACCAAAAGGAGGAGCAGGAGCAGAUGUUAAAGGAAAAGGAGGACAAUUUGAAAUGCCUAAGAUAGAUGUUUCCUUGCCAAAACUAAAAUCUCCGGAUGCUGAAAUCAACGUUGAAGGUCCUGAUAUCAAAGUUGGAAAGUUUCACAUGCCUUCAUUAGAUAUCUCACUACCAAAAGGAGGAGCAGGAGCAGAUGUAGAUGUUAAAGGAAAAGGAGGAAAAUUUGAAAUGCCUAAGAUAGAUGUUUCCUUGCCAAAACUGAAAUCUCCAGGAGCGGAAAUCAACGUUGAAGGUCCUGAUAUCAAAGGUGGAAAGUUUCACAUGCCUUCAUUAGAUAUCUCACUACCAAAAGGAGGAGCAGGAGCAGAUAUAGAUGUUAAAGGAAAAGGAGGAAAAUUUGAAAUGCCUAAGAUAGAUGUUUCCUCGCCAAAACUGAAAUCUCCAGGUGCGGAAAUCAACAUUGAAGGUCCUGAUAUCAAAGGUGGAAAGUUUCACAUGCCUUCAUUAGAUAUCUCACUACCACAAGGAGGAGCAGGAGCAGAUGUAGAUGUUAAAGGAGGGAAAUUUGAAAUGCCUAAGAUAGAUGUUUCCUUGCCAAAACUGAAAUCUCCAAGUGGUGAAAUCAAUGUUGAAGGUCCUGAUAUCAAAGGUGGAAAGUUUCACAUGCCCUCUUUAGAUAUCUCACUACCAAAAGGAGGAGCAGGAGCAGAUGUAGAUGUUAAAGGAAAAGGAGGAAAAUUUGAAAUGCGUAAGAUAGAUGUUUCCUUGCCAAAACUAAAAUCUCCAGAUGCUGAAAUCAACGUUGAAGGUCCUGAUAUCAAAGGUGGAAAGUUUCACAUGCCUUCAUUAGAUAUCUCACUACCAAAAGGAGGAGCAGGAGCAGAUGUAGAUGUUAAAGGCAAAGGAGGAAAAUUUGAAAUGCCUAAGAUAGAUGUUUCCUUGCCAAAACUGAAAUCUCCAGGUGCGGAAAUCAACGUUGAAGGUCCUGAUAUCAAAGGUGGAAAGUUUCACAUGCCUUCAUUAGAUAUCUCACUACCAAAAGGAGGAGCAGGAGCAGAUAUAGAUGUUAAAGGAAAAGGAGGAAAAUUUGAAAUGCCUAAGAUAGAUGUUUCCUUGCCAAAACUGAAAUCUCCAGGUGCGGAAAUCAACAUUGAAGGUCCUGAUAUCAAAGGUGGAAAGUUUCACAUGCCUUCAUUAGAUAUCUCACUACCAAAAGGAGGAGCAGGAGCAGAUAUAGAUGUUAAAGGAAAAGGAGGAAAAUUUGAAAUGCCUAAGAUAGAUGUUUCCUUGCCAAAACUGAAAUCUCCAGGUGCGGAAAUCAACAUUGAAGGUCCUGAUAUCAAAGGUGGAAAGUUUCACAUGCCUUCAUUAGAUAUCUCACUACCACAAGGAGGAGCAGGAGCAGAUGUAGAUGUUAAAGGAGGGAAAUUUGAAAUGCCUAAGAUAGAUGUUUCCUUGCCAAAACUGAAAUCUCCAAGUGGUGAAAUCAAUGUUGAAGGUCCUGAUAUCAAAGGUGGAAAGUUUCACAUGCCCUCUUUAGAUAUCUCACUACCAAAAGGAGGAGCAGGAGCAGAUGUAGAUGUUAAAGGAAAAGGAGGAAAAUUUGAAAUGCGUAAGAUAGAUGUUUCCUUGCCAAAACUAAAAUCUCCAGAUGCUGAAAUCAACGUUGAAGGUCCUGAUAUCAAAGGUGGAAAGUUUCACAUGCCUUCAUUAGAUAUCUCACUACCAAAAGGAGGAGCAGGAGCAGAUGUAGAUGUUAAAGGCAAAGGAGGAAAAUUUGAAAUGCCUAAGAUAGAUGUUUCCUUGCCAAAACUGAAAUCUCCAGGUGCGGAAAUCAACGUUGAAGGUCCUGAUAUCAAAGGUGGAAAGUUUCACAUGCCUUCAUUAGAUAUCUCACUACCAAAAGGAGGAGCAGAUGUAGAUGUUAAAGGAAAAGGAGGAAAAUUUGAAAUGCCUAAGAUAGAUGUUUCCUUGCCAAAACUGAAAUCUCCAGGUGCGGAAAUCAACGUUGAAGGUCCUGAUAUCAAAGGUGGAAAGUUUCACAUGCCUUCAUUAGAUAUCUCACUACCAAAAGGAGGAGCAGGAGCAGAUGUAGAUGUUAAAGGAAAAGGAGGAAAAUUUGAAAUGCCCAAGAUAGAUGUUUCCUUGCCAAAACUGAAAUCUCCAGAUGCUGAAAUCAACGUUGAAGGUCCUGAUAUCAAAGGUGGAAAGUUUCACAUGCCUUCAUUAGAUAUCUCACUACCAAAAGGAGGAGCAGGAGCAGAUGUAGAUGUUAAAGGAAAAGGAGGAAAAUUUGAAAUGCCUAAGAUAGAUGUUUCCUUGCCAAAACUGAAGUCUCCAGGUGCGGAAAUCAACGUUGAAGGUCCUGAUAUAAAAGGUGGAAAGUUUCACAUGCCUUCAUUAGAUAUCUCACUACCAAAAGGAGGAGCAGGAGCAGAUGUAGAUGUUAAAGGAAAAGGAGGAAAAUUUGAAAUGCCUAAGAUAGAUGUUUCCUUGCCAAAACUAAAAUCUCCAGAUGCUGAAAUCAACGUUGAAGGUCCUGAUAUCAAAGGUGGAAAGUUUCACAUGCCUUCAUUAGAUAUCUCACUACCAAAAGGAGGAGCAGGAGCAGAUGUAGAUGUUAAAGGAAAAGGUGGAAAAUUUGAAAUGCCUAAGAUAGAUGUUUCCUUGCCAAAACUGAAAUCUUCAAGUGGUGAAAUCAACGUUGAAGGUCCUGAUAUCAAAGGUGGAAAGUUUCACAUGCCUUCAUUAGAUAUCUCACUACCAAAAGGAGGAGCAGGAGCAGAUGUAGAUGUUAAAGGAAAAGGAGGAAAAUUUGAAAUGCCUAAGAUAGGUGUUUCUUUGCCAAAACUGAAAUCUCCAGGUGCGGAAAUCAACGUUGAAGGUCCUGAUAUAAAAGGUGGAAAGUUUCACAUGCCUUCAUUAGAUAUCUCACUACCAAAAGGAGGAGCAGGAGCAGAUGUAGAUGUUAAAGGCAAAGGAGGAAAAUUUGAAAUGCCUAAGAUAGAUGUUUCCUUGCCAAAACUGAAAUCUCCAGGUGCGGAAAUCAACGUUGAAGGUCCUGAUAUCAAAGGUGGAAAGUUUCACAUGCCUUCAUUAGAUAUCUCACUACCAAAAGGAGGAGCAGGAGCAGAUGUAGAUGUUAAAGGAAAAGGAGGAAAAUUUGAAAUGCCUAAGAUAGAUGUUUCCUUGCCAAAACUGAAAUCUCCAGGUGCUGAAAUCAACGCUGAAGGUCCUGAUAUAAAAGGUGGAAAGUUUCACAUGCCUUCAUUAGAUAUCUCACUACCAAAAGGAGGAGCAGGAGCAGAUGUAGAUGUUAAAGGAAAAGGAGGAAAAUUUGAAAUGCCUAAGAUAGAUGUUUCCUUGCCAAAACUAAAAUCUCCGGAUGCUGAAAUCAACGUUGAAGGUCCUGAUAUCAAAGGUGUAAAGUUUCACAUGCCUUCAUUAGAUAUCUCACUACCAAAAGGAAGAGCAGGAGCAGAUGUAGAUGUUAAAGGAAAAGGAGGAAAAUUUGAAAUGCCUAAGAUAGAUGUUUCCUUGCCAAAACUAAAAUCUCCGGAUGCUGAAAUCAACGUUGAAGGUCCUGAUAUCAAAGGUGGAAAGUUUCACAUGCCUUCAUUAGAUAUCUCACUACCAAAAGGAGGAGCAGAUGUAGAUGUUAAAGGAAAAGGAGGAAAAUUUGAAAUGCCUAAAAUAGAUGUUUCCUUGCCAAAACUAAAAUCUCCGGAUGCUGAAAUCAACGUUGAAGGUCCUGAUAUCAAAGGUGGAAAGUUUCACAUGCCUUCAUUAGAUAUCUCACUACCAAAAGGAGGAGCAGGAGCAGAUGUAGAUGUUAAAGGAAAAGGAGGAAAAUUUGAAAUGCCUAAGAUAGAUGUUUCUUUGCCAAAACUGAAAUCUCCAGGUGCGGAAAUCAACGUUGAAGGUCCUGAUAUUAAAGGUGGAAAGUUUCACAUGCCUUCAUUAGAUAUCUCACUACCAAAAGGAGGAGCAGGAGCAGAUGUAGAUGUUAAAGGCAAAGGAGGAAAAUUUGAAAUGCCUAAGAUAGAUGUUUCCUUGCCAAAACUGAAAUCUCCAGGUGCGGAAAUCAAUGUUGAAGGUCCUGAUAUUAAAGGUGGAAAGUUUCACAUGCCUUCAUUAGAUAUCUCACUACCAAAAGGAGGAGCAGGAGCAGAUGUAGAUGUUAAAGGAAAAGGAGGAAAAUUUGAAAUGCCUAAGAUAGAUGUUUCCUUGCCAAAUAUAAAAUCUCCAGGUGCGGAAAUCAACGUUGAAGGUCCUGAUAUCAAAGGUGGAAAGUUUCACAUGCCCUCUUUAGAUAUCUCACUACCAAAAGGAGGAGUAGGAGCAGAUGUAGAUGUUAAAGGAAAAGGAGGAAAAUUUGAAAUGCCUAAGAUAGAUGUUUCCUUGCCAAAACUAAAAUCUCCGGAUGCUGAAAUCAACGUUGAAGGUCCUGAUAUAAAAGGUGGAAAGUUUCACAUGCCUUCAUUAGAUAUCUCACUACCAAAAGGAGGAGCAGGAGCAGAUGUAGAUGUUAAAGGAAAAGGAGGAAAAUUUGAAAUGCCUAAGAUAGAUGUUUCCUUGCCAAAACUGAAAUCUCCAGGUGCGGAAAUCAACGUUGAAGGUCCUGAUAUUAAAGGUGGAAAGUUUCACAUGCCUUCAUUAGAUAUCUCACUACCAAAAGGAGGAGCAGGAGCAGAUGUAGAUGUUAAAGGAAAAGGAGGAAAAUUUGAAAUGCCUAAGAUAGAUGUUUCCUUGCCAAAUAUAAAAUCUCCAGGUGCGGAAAUCAACGUUGAAGGUCCUGAUAUCAAAGGUGGAAAGUUUCACAUGCCUUCAUUAGAUAUCUCACUACCAAAAGGAGGAGCAGGAGCAGAUGUAGAUGUUAAAGGAAAAGGAGGAAAAUUUGAAAUGCCUAAAUUAGAUGUUUCCUUGCCAACUGUUGACAUUUCUGCUCCUAAAGUUGAUCUAGAUUUUAAUCUUCCAAAGGGAAAAGGCAAUGAUAGAGAAAAUAUUGAACUUCUUAAAGCAGAGGGUGGAAGGCCAUCCUCUGGGGCAAGUUUUGAUAUUCCAGAUGUCUAUGUAAAAAUGCCCAAACUGCUCCCUAAAUUUGGCAAAAAAAUGAAUAGCGGAGACAGUGGAUCUGCAAAUUUAGACAUGGAAAGAAAACUGCCAUCAGUUGAUGUAGAUGGAAAAAUGAAAAAGACCAAAACCAAAAUUCCAGAAAUGGACAUGUCCUUGGAUAUACGAAAUAAAGGAAAGGUCAAAAUGCCAACAGUUGAGAUAUCACUGCCAGCAACAAAAAUUCCAGAAUGUGAGGUAUUGCUUCCAAAAGGUGAGGUUGAUGUAUCUGAAGCAGAUAUCAAAAGCUAUGAAGGCAGCCUAAAAAUCCCUAAGAUGCCAACUGUUGAUAUAUCAGUCCCAAAAGUUAAUUUAGACGUGUCCUUGCCUAAAGGUAAACUUGAUGAGUCAAUGGAUUCAACCUCAUCCGAUUUACAUAUUGAAAGUAGUAGGGGUACAGUAAAUUUUCCUCAUAUAAAAAUCCCUAAAGUAGACAUUUCAAUUCCACAUGGAAAAACGGGGUGCACAGAUAAUCUCGAGGUGGAGGGUAAAGGUGGCAAGAUGAAGGUACCAGUACCCAAAGUGGAAAUGCAAUUCUCACAUAAAAAAACAGAAGACAUUAAGACUCCUGAAAUAGAUGCAAACUUUCCCAAAUCAAAAACCACUGACACAGAGAUAUCCACUCCAAAGAAAAUGACAUCGCCAAAGAUUCCAGAUAUUGACUUUGACAUUGAGACUGGUCAAGUUGACCCUAACAAUGAAGAUGUUAAAAGACAGGCUGCUAAAGUCAAAAUUGAAAAGUUUGGGAUACCUCUCCCUUCUUUAAGUUCACCUGAAGCCAAUCUUACAUCAUCUCAGGUUAAAGGCCAUUCUGUACCAGUGGACUAUGAGGUCGAGUAUGAGAGCCCUACUAUGCCAAAAGUGAGAAAAGCUGUAUUUGUUAUGGUGACUCCAGAAACGCAGAGAGCUGCUGUUGCAGGUACUGAAGCAAGUACAGAUCUUAAAUAUGAAGGGGUGAAGUUAACAAAGUUUAAAAUGAAGUCAAGUUUUAGCAAGUCUCAAUCAAAUGAAAAGGGGAAAUCAAUAAGUGGUGGUGAAGAGGAGGUAGAAACACAAAAGAAGACAAAGACUAGUAUGCUGAAGUUGCCCAAAGUCACAUUAUCACCUGGAAAGACUGGAUCCUUCGAGGUAACACCAACUGGGUCUGAUGAUAGAACAAGCCAACCCCUAAAUGGUCACAAAGAUGACAAUACAAAGCUUGUAAAGCUUAAAUUUCCCAAAGUGGAGUUUUUCUCACCAUACACAGGGGAGAAAGAAAAGACGGAAACAGCUACAAAACUGAGUAAAGAGACCUCGGGGGAUGGCAAAGAGAGCAAAUCUGGCAAAAUGUUGUUCCCGGGUGUCAAGAAGAAAACAGGAAAGGAUGAAGAUGAGCUGAGGGAGGGUGGUGGUGGUUUAGUAUACUCAAAAGCAAGGACUGAAAUGCUAGAAGAGCAUGAGACAUGUGAAGAGAGAGAAGAAACAACAUGGUUUAAAGUACCUAAAGUCACCCUUAGCCCUCAUUCAACUGGCUUGCUUCACGUCACUCCGAAUGAGUCGCCAAAGGGAAGCAAGACCUCAUUGUCAUGCUCUGGUGAAGAAGCCAUUGGAGGUUUCUAUGUAAAAAUGCCAAGUGUAGAGUUUUCAACACAUGAAAUGUCCUCAGAGCAACUGGUUACUGAAACAAAGGAGAAAAACGUAACUGUAAUGACUAAGACGACAACAUAUACAGAGACGAAAAGUAGCACCACAAAAUUGUAGGUAUCUUAUCAAAUGGAAUAUAGAAGAAUAAUAUAUUUUUAUAUGUGACUAUAUUCUACAGUAAUGUUGUUUUUAUUCAUUUUAAAGCAAAACUAUUUUCUCAAGCUUUAGAAGGAACAACACUAUAUAUGCAUAAUGAAAAUGUUGCUACCAAAGAAUAUUAUUUCUCAUUUUCAUGUUUUGUAACUUGCUGCCCUGUAGGACGCUUUAAAUAUAUUUGUAAAGAUUACAUUUACAGAUGUAAUGUAAAUGUAAUAUUUGUAAAGAUAUUUCUUACUUAUCCACACACACACACAAAUAUAUAUAUAUACACAUCUAUAAAGAUCUAUUACACCAUUUUCUUGCUGCUUGGGUUGUUUGUUUAAAUGACAUUUAAAAAUAGAUAUUUAUAAGAUUGUUAUUGUUUAUUUUAGAUACUACUAUUUUCCCCAUAUUUAUACGCAUGACCUGUACAGAUUAUUAGACUCUGUGAUGCUGAGAUUGUAUUGACUUUCGAGAUAUAUUCGAGUUUAUUUCCUUAUCCAUAAUGUUUUCCAAUAAUGUGAUAACCUUUACAAAAUGUCUCUGUUCAGGGGGAGGGUGCAGAAUUUUUACAUCGCAAACAUUGGGUGUGUAAUAUUUUUCUUGUUGGUAAUGGAAGAAGUGUUAAAUGCCUGCAGUAUUAUUGUAUUCGUAUAAUUAAUUAGAUUUAGUACUGAAUUGCAUGUUUGUAAUGUUUGUGUUGUUUGUGUUAUAAAACACAAUUUGCGAAAGCAACAAUAAAAUAUUCAAAUAAAAUAAUAAAAUUCUUA
Messenger RNA from Paramisgurnus dabryanus, 13291 nucleotides. NCBI's taxonomy places the organism in Eukaryota, Metazoa, Chordata, Actinopteri, Cypriniformes, Cobitidae. The record is from RefSeq and is a predicted model, not a curated record.